Haliotis rubra (blacklip abalone) is the source of this 1772-nucleotide messenger RNA. Its product is annotated as potassium voltage-gated channel protein Shaw-like. Gene Ontology annotation, biological process: protein homooligomerization; potassium ion transmembrane transport. Gene Ontology annotation, molecular function: protein binding; voltage-gated potassium channel activity. The record is from RefSeq and is a predicted model, not a curated record. Gene Ontology annotation, cellular component: membrane; voltage-gated potassium channel complex. Lineage: Eukaryota; Metazoa; Mollusca; Gastropoda; Lepetellida; Haliotidae.
GUUGGCUUUACCACUGGGUAGCGAUGUACUAAAGUUCAGAUUAACAUGAGAGGGAAAUCCGGAAGUGACAAGGCGUAUGAGCAGGCUAGGCGAGAAGCUGCCACGAUCAAUCGCCAUGUCAGCCGUGGGUAAAACACACAGGGUAGUCGAGCAAUCAAAGGCAUCAGUCUCAAGAGCAACUCAUGGACUGGCCUAACGUGUUCUACGGGUGCGCCCAGCCAUCACUAAUUACACCAAUACAACCAGGAAACUUCAAGACGUGAACCACAGUAAAAGACUCACUGAGACUUAAUUUGAUAUUUGACAAACUCGGCCUUGCUGGUCUAUAACCGACUUCUCUGUGUCUGGUGCUAAUUGGAACAUCUGAUAGUUGGCAGCAGUUAAAGGGACAACAUGGACAAGAAGAAUGGUAUAAUAAAAACAGAGAAAAAUGACUCUUCCCCUUCGAAAGGAAAAGUUAAACUGAACGUUGGAGGUACUUUGUUCUUCACCACAAGGGAGACAAUAAACCAACACCCAGGAACACUUCUUUCCCAGUUGAGCUCCUCGUCCUCCUUUUAUGACAAAGUGAACGGGGAAUACUACUUUGAUAGAGACCCUAUUGCCUUUGCCUGCAUCCUGAACUUCUAUCGCACCUCGGAGCUGCACCUCCCCACCAACCUGUGUGGCAAUUCCUUGCGAAGAGAGCUGAAAUUUUGGCAAGUGGAAGAGAAUAAUGUUUCCGAAUGCUGCUGGAAACUUCUUCAUGAGACUGACCAGGGGAAGGCGGUCAUCGACACCCUCAACACCAAGCUGAAAGAUGAUGACAUGACCACUGGAAUCGACGCCUCCUCUUGGAAGAUAUGGCAGAGACGGAUCUAUCUCUUAUUGGACAAACCAAAUUCCUCCAAAGCAGCAAAGAUUUGGAAUUACUUCUUCUUGAUGUUUAUAAUCGCCUCGGCAGUCAUCUACUGCGUUGAGACUGUUCCAGAAGCAAGGGUGCCUCGGGAACAGAAUGGCAAGCAGAGGAUAGGGCAGACAAUGCUGGAGAGGCUGGUCAGAGACAAGGACAACAUCAAACUUAAGAUGGUCAUCGAUUCGGAAGCCCAUCCCAUCUUGUACUACAUAGACAUCGUGUGUCUCUCUGUCUUCACCUUAGAGCUCAUUAUCCACUUCAUCACUUACCCCAAGAAGGCCAGGUUCUUCAGAAAAUUUCUGAACUGGAUUGACAUCAUCACUGUGUCCAUGGGAUGGGUGGUGUUCUUCAUGGAAAGAGGUUUUCAAGAGGGAAUAUUAGUUCUCUCACUGGAGCUUUACAUCGCCUAUCUAACGCUGAAGAGUCUGUACAUCCUGAGACUGUUCCGAUUUUUCCGCUUGGCAGAUCGUUUCACCGGUCUUAAGGUCAUGAUGCUGGCCGUCAAAUCCAGUCUGACUGAACUCUCGCUGCUGCUCUUCUCCAUCAUGAUUCUCGCCACCAUGUUUGGGUCGUUCGAGUUCUACUGUGAGUUUGACAACAACCAUUUCGACACAAUCCCAAUCUCCAUCUGGUGGGCUCUGGUUACCAUGACAACCGUGGGCUGGGACUACUACCCAGCCUCCUACUGUGGGCGUGGCAUGGGGACGAUGUGUGCCUUGAGUGGUCUCCUCAUCCUUGCCAUGCCUAUUGCUGUCAUAGCAACCAACUUCAAUGAGUACUAUUCCAGAAACCAGUGUCGGGAGAAGAAGAGGAAGAAACAUGGAUGGGCUGAGGGAACGGAGCAGGUUGGAAUAACAUUCGUGAAGAAGAUUUGAUC